GCCUGAUGAGGCUCCGCCCUUCGGGGGCGGUGCCGGAGGUCACGGAGCUUGGAGUGGGCCCUUGUCAAGAUGGCUGCUCCCUCACUGCUGGGCUGCGGCCGGGCAGCGACCCGCAAGGUGUUGCGGCUGGAGGCCCGGGGGCUGGCAGGGGCGGCCCCCUCCGCGGCGUUGUGCACCAGGCCGGCAGGCUCCGGGACGCCGCCAGCGAAUAUAGUGACACCACAGGGAAGCACCAAGCUGCUAGCCAUCAAGGCACCAAUUGAAUUCCCUAAAAUGUUGUCUUCUAGUUCUCUCUUAGCAUCUUCAAACAAAGAAAACAUAGCAGUAAAGGCAUCAAUGCUAGCAAAAGAGAACUUGUCCCAGAAAUCUCAGAAAGAAUAUGUAGCUAAGAAGAAGCCACGCAAACCAGAAACUGGUGUGUCUCCUGUCAAGCAGGUCACAUUUUCUAGAACACCAGUCAGCCAUGAAAUGUCAAAAUCCAAAGCAGAAGACUCCAAAGUAAAAUCAACUCCGAAAGAAGCAGGUCGAGAGAAGCUGGUCUUAGACCCACACAUGGUUGAAAGCCAAGACCUGGGCAACGACACUUAUAAAUCUGAGGAAAAGUCCAUUGGAACCCAAGUAGCAGCUAUUGAGAUGAAAGUUUCAUCAGCAACUCAGGAAGACACAAAGCAGAAACUGGUAUCCAGAGGAGAAGAAAAGAAGGUGAAGGAGGCACAGAAGUCAGCAGCUGCUCCUAAACUAGAAGAGACUUCUGAAAGCACAAUGUUGGUAAUGGGCACUACAGCAAAGGAGGAGACCAUUCAAGAAGCAGGAGGCCAGGAUGGAGAAGGGAGCACAAUAGAGGAGACCACAGCAGCUGACAAGCCCGCCCCAGAAGAAUUUGAUAAUUCUACCUACAAGAACCUUCAGCACCAUGAAUAUAACAUUUAUACCUUUGCUGAUUAUAUUACUAUUCUCUCAAAAUACAGGCAGCCUCAGCCAUCUUCUGGAAGACAAUCGCCAAGGCACUGAGACAACCACAUUUAAAACAUGUCCAGGCAGAAUGAUAAAUUGUUCUAUUUAGCUUCAUCUAUGUUAUAAAUCAGAUAAUAAAUAAGUGCACAAUAACUUA
Molecule: messenger RNA, 1111 nt
Organism: Pogoniulus pusillus (Red-fronted tinkerbird)
Lineage: Eukaryota; Metazoa; Chordata; Aves; Piciformes; Lybiidae
Gene: NDUFV3
Product: NADH:ubiquinone oxidoreductase subunit V3
Exons: 5
Coding region: 70-1011 (313 amino acids)
Biological process (GO): mitochondrial ATP synthesis coupled electron transport
Cellular component (GO): mitochondrion
Source: RefSeq, a predicted model, not a curated record